Molecule: messenger RNA, 3978 nt
Organism: Talaromyces stipitatus ATCC 10500
Lineage: Eukaryota; Fungi; Ascomycota; Eurotiomycetes; Eurotiales; Trichocomaceae
Exons: 2
Coding region: 1-3978 (1325 amino acids)
Biological process (GO): DNA integration
Molecular function (GO): nucleic acid binding
Source: RefSeq, a predicted model, not a curated record
AUGGCUGACAAAAACGCCAUCCUGUCGGACAAUAGCCAGGACGAUACUAGCGAAUAUCAAUACCAAGACCCAUCUCCAGGAGAUAGAGGAGUCUCCUCAGGAAGGUACCAAACCGUACCGGAAAUCAACUUCCCUGACGACAGGUGGAUGACUGAGAUUGGGUUCAACAACGAGACGGGACGCAAGUUGGUCAACAUGGCGCUAUGGGAUAAGGAAGUUGAACCUGGCGACACCGAGAUAGCGUUAUCUACUCGUGCAAUAAGUGCCUUGUACUAUGCCGCGUGCAAUCAAUAUAUUGAUUAUGAGAUCUUCAUGUGGCUUCUUGAUUACUUCGGCAACUGGACCCAUGAUGACUUUAAACGGCUUAGCGUACACGUCCAGAAAAAGAUCAAGGACAUGCUAAUGGACCGAGGCAUCUUUGUCGAUUAUGUUGGCAGGAAGAAGACGAUUGCAAAGGCACUAGAUGAUUUAGUGCAGAUGACUAGGAUGCCUGAGUGGCCGCAUGAGAUUACUGCCGCCAAAACCUUUGACUCACGGUCGAAAAUGGCCAAGGGUCAGUUCCCUCAACUUACUACAAAAAAUGGCAGUGAAGAAGAGGAACCAGAGGUAAUAGUCUCUUCUAUCGAGAGUGGCAAGAAGGACAACGCAAAGGGUAAGCAACUGUUGGUAGAGACACCGAAGCAGACGUCUCAAGAUCAUGGUCAACAGCCAGAAAAUCACGCUCAAGGCUUCAAGCGAUCACCGUUCUUGACCGGCGCGAAUGCUACGCUAAUAGUGCCACGAGAUGACAAGCCUAAUGGACCUCAAGAUCGCCUAAGCUUGCCUGGACCUGCUUAUACUUACCCAUACCGCCCCAAACUUGAGGACGACUGGCAUAGGCAGACACCGCGUUAUACUAUAGCACCCCCAGCGCCUGGGAUCUCAAUGCCAUUAGGAGAGUGGGAUGAUUGGACCAUGCUACCACCUAGAGAAGUUGAGUGUGAGCCUAUUGAUUCAAAGUCAAUGCUCACGUUCGUCAAGAUAUGGGAUAAAAAGUUUGCUUACUCUGGAGAUCGUCAAUAUUGGGAAGUCUUUCCUGAGAUGCUAUCUGGACGUGCAGGGGCGUACUAUAUGCACCAUGUCAAGCCAGGUGCUUCGUUCGCUCAGGCGUAUAAUGCGAUAAAAGUGUACUUUGACACGCCCAACAACCAGACAGAUUACUACCAGGAGUGGACCACAGUCACCCUGGCUGGAGAGCGCCAAAGCAAUCCCGGCAAAUUGUUGGUUGAGGUUAUAGAUCUCAUGGUCGAUAAACUUCAUUUAUGCCAGCGAGCGUUAGGAUCGGCAUAUGCUGGUGAUGAACAUCUCAUCGCUGCCAUCACGAGAGCGUGUCAAUCUACACCAGAAAUGGGCGAGGCUCUCAGUGAACCAACAAGCAGCUUCCAGACGAUCGUUUCUAAGCUGCGUGCCAGGGCAGGUGUAGUGCAGCGGAAGGAAUCAGCAGGCCAGUAUAUGGUAGAUAAAGUCAAUAAUCCUCAAGUGUUCUAUACAGACAGGAAGUUUAUAGGACACACAAAUCGCCACGACUAUCCUAGAUCGCGUCAAGAAUACCAACGCAAGAACCGUGACGACGCUAAACAACUCAGGAAGAGCGAUAGAAGGUGCUUUAUUUGUCAUCAAGAGAACUGCCGUUCAUGGAAGCAUUCUGAAGAAGAACGCCGCGAAGCGCGAGAUCGAUAUGACCGCUAUCGACAGGUGGAUGGAAGGAAGAAGCUGUCAACCUACGCUUACCAGACCUUCUUGCAGGAAUAUGAAGGCACCUCGUCAGACGAGGAAGACAAGGAUUCCACUGAGGAGGAGGUUAAGCAGGACGUGGCCACCGCGUACUUUAUGGUCAACCAACUGCAGGAUCGUGCCUUUAUCCACCGGAUAACAGGCUGCAAUAAUGGCAUAGAGCCGCCUGGACUUCACCUCGAUUUUGAAGUUAAAUUAUCUGGCCAAUCAGAAGGCGAGAAUAACUACCUUGCACCUGCCUCUCAGUUUCUUCUCGACCACUAUGAAAAUGAGACUUUUUAUGGGAUCAUGCCAGAUACAGGAGCAUCGACUGUCUCAACCAUUGGUAAAGGACAACUUGCUGCCUUCCUGAGACUCUAUCCCCACACUAAGGUCGAUAGAUCGCGUGUAGGGGAGUACUCAGUCCGCUUUGGCAUGGGCGACCCAAUAACCUCGACUGCAGUGAUUACCGUGGAAUCGCAGUUUGGUGAUAUAGAAUUCAACGCCAUGGAUUCACCAACGCCUUUCCUGUUCUGCCUCAAAGAUAUGGAUCGCCUACGCGUUAAAUUUGACAACCUUACCAAUAAGAUGAUCCAGGGAGAUCUUAUCGUACCGGUCAUUCGCAAGCGAGGCCACCCGUGGUUCUUCCUGGAUGAGAAGUACGCACCAGAGGCGUUUCUAACUGAGGUUGAGAUGAGGCGGUUACACCGCCGAUUCGGUCACCCUGCAGUUGACAGGCUGCACAAGGUCUUAAAGCGUGCAGGCCAUCUUGACGUGGAUUAUAAGAUGCUUGCGCAGAUUGAGGAAUUCUGCCACCAUUGCCAAAUAAACCGGCAAGCACCUAGACGAUACAGAUUCACGUUGCAUGACGACUGCGAGUACAACUACGAGAUCGUUGUUGACGUUAUGUAUCUUGAUGGCAAGCCAGUACUGCAUAUCGUUGAUUGGGCAACCUCAUUCCAAGCAGCGAGAUUCUUGAAGUCCCUAUCAACUAAGGACACCUGGGAAGCGCUUCGGGCAGCAUGGAUUGACACAUAUCUUGGUCCCCCUAAUGUCAUAUCCCACGACGCAGGAAUAAACUUUGCUACAGUAGAAUUUAGAACUGAGGCCAGGAUGAUGGGAAUCCGGUGCCACCAGGUGCCUGUCGAGGCUCACAACGCUAUUGGCAAGGUCGAACGGUACCACACACCACUGCGCCGCGCUUAUAAUAUCAUAUUGUCGGAACUCGGUGAAAGCGUCGACAAGGAGAUCAUACUUCAGAUGGUGGUUAAGGCUGUCAAUGACACAGUAGGACCAGAUGGAUUAGUACCAACCAUACUAGUCUUUGGUGCCUAUCCUCGCAUGACUUACGACUCGCCACCAUCAGCAUUGACAGCAAAGCGCGCCCAGGCCAUGAGGAAGGCCAUGAUCGACUUAAGGAACGCCAUGGCCACGCGUAAAGUCAAUAACGCUCUCAAGGCCAGGAACGGCCCGAUUGUCACGGAAAUGCUCAACCUGGCACCAGGAACCGACGUGCAGGUCUGGCGAGAAGGUAAAGGAUGGACUGGCCCACACAAAGUUAUCUCAGUCAACGAUUACAAUAUGAUUGUGGACCUACCCAGCGGUAUUACUGAUUUCCGUGUAACUUCAGUCCGACGUUACCAGCGAGACAAGAUCGAAUCGCCUCCGACUCGGCGCCUACUAGACACUGAUCUUCCUCCUCAAAAGGAGGAAGAAGGUAGAGAAAUCGACGGCCUACUGGCGGGCCGGCAAAGCGGCCCAGUAGUUGCUUGGGGAUCCUCAUUAUGUGACGCUGCCGCAGAAGUGGAAUCAGGAGAGCAUGCCGGCGCUGUGAAUCUGAAUCGCCGCCUGAGGAAGAGAGGGAUUCAUGUUCCUGAUGCACCGGUGAUGCCGCCAGCGCCACGCCGCCGAGGACGGCCCCCAGGUUCGAAGAACAAGCCAAAGACCUAUACGACUGAGGUCGAGGUGUUCCUAUCUAGGAAGGAAAAAGAUGACCUGGGACUAGCAGUCAAGCUGCGCCGAGAAGGGAAGAUAACCGCAAAUGGCGCGCCAUUUGAGCUCUCUGCAAUGGCUGAGAUCGAUGGUCUCAUUGCGAAUGGCACUUUCAAGAUAAUACACCGUGAAGAUUUGGAUCUCAGAGCUGUACGAAUCUUCAACUCCCGGUUGGUCAAUGAGAUAAAAGGCAAGAACGAGGAGCCGUACAAGAAGUCACGCCUCGUCAUAUAG